GGUACUUUGAGUUUAUCAACAUUGUACACAUCGUGAGACAAUUCACACAGAUUGACGUUUACAGUUUGUACAGAAACAGCGCUGACAGAACGGGAAUACAGAUGCAUUAACCAUGGCAGGGUCAGAUCAAGGGUCGCAAUGUUAGUCCAUUAAAAAUGCCGCUACUUUCAUCCAUUUAUCGAGGAAUGUGGAGAACUGCUGCCCACACUCUUAGGACAAGAUUAAUUCCAAUCUCCAGAGUCCUGUCAACUGGCCAUGAAGCCCCAUCAGGACUGUUUGAUGCCGAUACCAUCUUUGCACUGUCGUCUGGUCACGGCAGGUGUGGCGUGGCUGUGGUGCGCAUCAGUGGUCCUGCUGCAGCGACAGCCCUCAGGUCCAUGGCUGGUCUCACAUGCCACUUGCCCCCUCCACGCACUGCUCUGUUACGCCGCAUCACAGACCCCCAUUCAAAAGAAGUCCUGGACCGUGGACUGGUUCUGUGGUUCCCAGCGCCUCAUAGUUUCACUGGAGAAGACAGUGUGGAGUUUCAUAUCCACGGUGGUACAGCUGUCAUUACUGCCGUCCUGCAGGCUCUAGGAAGUGUGUCUGGCAUGAGGCCUGCUGAAGCUGGAGAGUUCACUCGCAGGGCCUUUCAGGCUGGAAAAUUAGACUUAACAGAGGUUGAAGGACUCGGGGAUCUGAUCCAUGCAGAGACAGAAGCCCAGAGGAGACAGGCCCUUCGACAGAUGUCCGGAGAUUUGGGGCGCCUUUAUCAGGACUGGAGCCGCAGACUAAAGCGAUGUCUGGCGCAUGUCGAGGCCUUCAUAGACUUCAGCGAAGAUGAACUAAUCGAGGAUGGCGUCUUAAACCGAGCGGACCUGUCAGUGCAGGAGCUGCAAGCAGAGAUGCUGCAACACCUGAAGGACGAGAGAAGGGGUGAGCGGCUACGCAGUGGAAUUCAGGUGGUCAUCGCCGGAGACACCAACGCAGGCAAAAGUAGCCUCCUGAACACGCUAUGCCAGAGACCUGCAGCCAUUGUGUCCCCCAUUGCUGGGACCACCAGAGAUGUUGUGGAGACGGCGCUGGACAUCGGGGGCUUCCCCGUCCUCCUGAGUGACACGGCGGGCCUCAGAGACAGCCGGGAUGUGGUGGAAAGAGAGGGGGUCCGUCGAGCCCGGGAAAGGGUGGAGCAGGCCGAUUUGACCCUGGUGGUGGUGGACUGUGCUCACCUGCCUCUAGAUGGAGGAGGCGCUGUGGCCUCCCUGCAGGGACACCUCAGGAGUGUGUUGCCCUCUCAGCAGCACCCCGACACAGACAAGUGUCUCCUGGUGCUGAACAAAGUGGAUCUGCUGUCUGAGACGCAGAGAUGGAAGCUGAAGGAGGAGCUGAGUGGAGUCUAUGGACUGCCUCCCGUCUGUCCGAUCUCCUGUCAGACUCACCAAGGACUGAAGGAUUUCCUCACUGUCCUGCACAGCAGAGUCCAGACGCUAUGUGGCGACCCUCUGUCUGGCGGCCCCACGCUGACCCAGGCCCGCCACAGGGCCCACCUGCAGCAGUGCGUGGCGUCCCUCGCUCAGUAUCAGCGGUACCGAGACUGCGACCUCGCUCUGGCAGCCGAAGGCGUCCGGCUGGCCCUCACCAGCCUGGGCCGGAUCACUGGACGGGUCGGGGCAGAGGAGAUCCUGGACAUCAUCUUCAAAGACUUCUGCAUUGGAAAAUAGAUAAGAGUGCGAACACGAGGGCCGUGGCAUCGCGGCACACUUGCACAGGAAGUGUGCGGUCCCGCCGUUUCACAGUAUCAGUGGAGAGGACGGGACAAACAGGGCACCUCCUCGGCUCUGUGCCAGACUAAAGAAUAAAGUUCACAUUCUUGGCUGCAGAAUACCACAAUUCCCCCCGGCACAUAAAUGUUUGUUUUCUGUGUGAAAGCUUUUUAUCUGACCGAAAUAUUUUUAGCUUGGUGGCAGGUGCCUCAGAGGCCCAUUGAAAUGGACAUGUGUUUGGCAGUUCUUGUCUUGUAAUCUAAUAAUAGUUGUGGAACGUCUUUGAUAAGUGAAUAUGGGCCCUCUGGGCUGCAGCAUCACAGCCAAGAUGUUUUAAAAUAAAACGGCAUACCACUGCGAGGUCUAGGAUGUUUACUUGUUAUACAGGGAAGGGAAUUCUUAUUGUUUUGUUUGUUCUGUUGUGGGGAGGAGCUGGGAUAUGAGACUGUGUCCAGUCACUGCACACAGGCUGCAGCUGAAUGGAAAGCAACUAUUAUAGUGCAACAGCCUGUGGGAAUGGGAAGCAUUUCUUACACAAUAUGUUCCUUCCUUUUUAUUUUUUUUUAUUAAGGUACAGGUUAUUAAUGGCCAACCCUACUAAAGGCGUAAAAUAAUGGCAUCUUGAAUUGUAAGGGAAUGGUAUUAACUACUAGUUAGCUAGUUAAAGCAUCAAUAAUACAGUCAAAUACAGAUACACAUAUUGGAGAUCUGCAGAGGUUGUAUGUCUUGGUCUGGAAGCACCUUCGGUUCGCUCCAACAGACCAAGAAGACGUCGGCUGGAGUUAUUUUUUUCAGCAUACUCCUGCUGAAUUUCAGCCAUGGUGGCCUUACUGCUUCGAGUUUGGUGGUUCUCUGUGUCUUUUCUCUUCACUCUUUGUUUCUUUCCUCAGUCCAAAGUACCUGUUAAGUUAAAUGGUAACACUGAUUAGCCUUCAAGUGUAUGUGUGUGUGUGUGUGUGUGUGUGUGUGUGUGUGUGUGUGUGUGUGUGUGUGUGUGUGUGUGUGUGUGUGUGUGUGUGUGUGUGUGUGUGUGUGUGUGUGUGUGUGUGUGUGUGUGUGUGUGUGUGUGUGUGUGUGUGUGUGUGUCCAUUGUCACCUGGGAUCAUUUCCAGCAUGCUGCUACCCUGAUGGGGAUAUGGAGGUAUAAAAUAUGGAUGAAUUCUCUGUUUGUCUUUUUCUCAGUUGGUUGGUUUCCUUGAUUAAAUGGUUUGCUGUUUGACGACUUUGUUGAUUAUUUAAUGCCUCAGAUGGUCUAUUUGUUAAUAACCAAGUAUUUUUUCUUGGGAUUAUUAUACACAAUAGUAUCCCGGACAAUAAACUAGAAGUACUCCUCAAUACUACGAGGUGAAUUUAAUACAACCUCGCUGCUGAAAUAAAUGUGAAAGUGCUUUUAUUUCGCUUUUUUUUUUUUUUUCUUGAAACGGCACUUUCAGUCCAGCUGCACUGGAGAGCAAAAGGCAGACAAUAUGUGGAGAAAGUCAGCCUGACCUCACUCCCCUCUGUGGGAAAGCUGCGUUUUUGGAGGCAUUGCUGUCUGUGGCCUUUGUUCCCCUGUCAAUCGGCCACGAUCAAAUAUUUAUGUUUCCUUGUUGAACUCCUCACCCGUCUUCCCCUGACUGGUUUCUUCUCUCCCAGUCUCUGACGACAUUUGCCCAGUGCACGGCAGCCUCAGCCGCGGUGCCUCUGCCUAUUUGUCUCUCGCCUCUCCACCUGACCUUUCCUCUUUCCGCAGAUCUCUGCCAGCCUCAGAUUCUUCUUUCAUGUUCUCUGUGAUUAAUUACAACUCAGGGGAAGUUUAAGCUAAAAGUGGGACACACAGAUUAGUGGUAGUAAAUUUUGAAGUCUUUCCUUUGAAGUGUUGCCAGUGUGUGUGCAGCAUCCUCAAGAUUGCACUGUUUACUACAGCUCUGUGACAUUUUGUUAGAUAAUGAAUGUCAAUGCAGGACUGACUCAUCUGUCAUAUUUGACAGCUUACUUUCUGGAAAAAAAAGAGAGAGCUUGCCUUUUAGCCAUGUUAUCAGCAUGUUUCACUUAAUGCCAGCAUUUGUUGUUCAUUAAACAAAUAAAAGUCACACUGGAAGCAUCGCAAGUUUGUCAUGCUAGUCUCAGUAUUCUUUGUUUUGUUUAGUUUUUGAUUGUCACAUUGUGACAAAGCCAGAAUGAGAGAGGUGCAGAAAGAUUUUAGGAGGAAUUGGCUAAAUUGGCUAAAAUCAGGUACAAGGACAAGGCGGAGUGAAAAUGAACAUCAGCUAAACACAAAAGAGGCAUGGCAGGUUUUAAACAUCGUGAUUGUCAGAUCAUCCAAGCCUGCGGUGGCUGACUGCCCAGACUCCACCUCUCUUACAGAACAGCUCAACGCCUCAUCAGCAAAGACAUUUUAACCUUUGUUUAUAAAACAGUUCAGUUUAAUUCAGCUUUAUUUAUAAAGUACCAGUUAAGACACAGUCAUUUCUUGGCACUUUAAAAGGAAGAAUCUUUUGCAGAACCAGACUCAGAGGUGGUGGAUUCCUGCUACUCCAGUUGGGAACCUGGUUCCUGGUUCAACCUCCACUAAACAAAACGCUCCCGAAUAACAAAUCAGGGCAGUAAAAUUGCUCAAACAACCGAACCCUCUCUGUGUUGAACUGUAUGGACACUCACUGAUGAAGAAAGCCACCCUCAUCAUCACUGAGGACCCCUCAUUUCCCUCCACCACUCCUCUAUGCUGCUGCUGUCAGGCAGAACACAAUAUAGACUGUACUCUGUGUUUGUUUUUAGUUACUGUAUGUGCAUUACUUGUUUGUAUUUAUUGCACCAUGCUUUGUGACGUUUA
Salarias fasciatus (jewelled blenny) is the source of this 4554-nucleotide messenger RNA. RefSeq names its product GTP binding protein 3, mitochondrial (gene gtpbp3). Gene Ontology annotation, molecular function: protein binding; GTP binding; GTPase activity. Lineage: Eukaryota; Metazoa; Chordata; Actinopteri; Blenniiformes; Blenniidae. Bases 156 to 1700 code for a protein of 514 amino acids. Gene Ontology annotation, cellular component: cytoplasm; mitochondrion. The record is from RefSeq and is a predicted model, not a curated record. Gene Ontology annotation, biological process: tRNA methylation; tRNA wobble uridine modification. The transcript is spliced from 11 exons.